GAAGUGUGAUUGUCACUUUCUCUUCGCUCUGUUCCCUUUCUCGCCUUCUUUAGUUCUUUCUAUGCCGUGGAUUGUUGCCUCGUUGGUUUUACCGUGUAAACUUUACAGAGGAUUGGAUUCUAGGAAGAAACAUUCAAAAAUUCACCGAAAACUAUAAGAACCGCAAAAAUACUCUGUAAUUUGUUCAUCGCAAACAUCGAAAACUUGGAGCCUAGUCAGCGAGUCAAUCUAUUCAACUGAGACAGCGAGACCUUCAGAUUUUCUGGCCGCUAGCCGUUGUCGUCUUCCCCAAUUUCUGUACUCUAACGAGCCAUGGCCGGAAUCGAGACAACACAAGCGUCGGCGAACUGUGUUCCGGCCGACGCCGGCCCGGUGGUGCCCACAACCCCGUUGGUGACUUUUCUUGAAAGGCUACAAGAAACGGCUCUUCGGACUUUUGGGCACGACGGGUUUGACCCGAAGAAAUACGUGGACAUGGCGCUGAAGGAAGAGCUUUCGAGGACUGUGGAGGCGUUUCAGAGUGUUACGAGAGGUGGGAACGGGUCAAUUCCCAGAUCGGAGCUGGAGGGGUUUAUGGGUAAGUAUUUGGUGGGUCCUGAUAAGGAUUUGGUGUAUGCUGAGCCGGUAGAUUUUGUGGGGGAGCCAGAAGGGUUCUUGAGCAAAGUGGAGAGCCCUGAGGUGAGGAAAUGGGGUCUGGAGCUCCAUCUUCUCUGGAAGAAUUUGAGUAGGAAGGUGGGGGAUCAAGUUCUGGAGAGGCCCGGUUUUCAUACAUUGCUGCCCUUGAAGAAUCCGGUUAUAAUCCCGGGAUCACGGUUUCAAGAGGUUUAUUAUUGGGAUUCUUAUUGGGUCAUCAGGGGCUUGUUAGCGGGCAACAUGUAUGAAACUGCAAAAGGAAUUGUUGCUAAUCUUAUUUCACUUAUUGAUCAAUUUGGAUACGUUCUUAAUGGUGCACGGGCAUACUACAGUAACAGAAGCCAGCCUCCACUUUUGAGUUCAAUGGUUGUUGAUAUAUACAAACGAACUGGUGAUAUGGAUCUGAUAAAAAUGUCUCUUCCUGCACUGCUUAAGGAGCAUGAGUUUUGGAAUUCAGGUAUGCAUAAAGUGAUCAUUCAGGAUGCUCAAGGAGUGAAUCACAGCUUAAGUCGGUACUAUGCAAUGUGGAACAAACCCCGACCGGAAUCUUCAACAAUUGACACGGAAACAGCUUCCAAACUUUCGAGUGCCUGUGAGAAAAAACACUUGUACCGCGAAAUUGCAACAACUGCUGAAUCUGGAUGGGAUUUUAGUUCAAGAUGGAUGAGGGACGGAUCCGAUCUCACAACACUAGCUACAACUUCAGUUCUCCCAGUGGAUCUUAAUGCGUUCAUUCUUAAGUUGGAACUUGAUAUAGUCUUUCUAGCAAGCAUUAUCGGAGAAAAUAACAUAGCUGAACGUUUUAACGAGGCUUCACAAGCUAGAAAAAUUGCAAUCAACUCUAUUUUCUGGGACACAGAGACAGGACAGUGGUAUGAUUACUGGCUCAGCAAUAGCAAAUUUGCAUGCGAGGGUGUCUAUAAGUGGGAUAGUUUGAACCAGAACAAAAAACCGUUUGCUUCAAACUUCGUUCCCUUAUGGAUCGAUUUGUUUAACAAAGAUAAAAUGACAGUUCAGAAGACUAUCCAAAGCCUUCAAAGCUCGGGACUGCUUCUUCCGGCAGGAAUUGCAAUGACGUUGUCAAAUACAGGACAACAAUGGGACUUUCCUAAUGGUUGGGCACCUCUUCAACACAUAAUUGUUGAAGGCCUUACUAGGUCCGGGUCAGCGGAGGCAAGAUCAUUAGCCCAAGAUAUUGCGAGGAGGUGGAUAAGAACUAACUACGAAGUGUACAAGAAAACCGGGGCAAUGUACGAGAAGUAUGAUGUUGAAAAAUGCGGGCAGUAUGGAGGUGGCGGUGAAUAUGUAUCCCAAACUGGUUUUGGGUGGUCAAAUGGAGUUGUGUUGGCCUUCUUGGAGGAAUUUGGAUGGCCUAAAGACUUGAAGAUGGACUGUUAGUGACUGCUAAAACAAUACCGAGUUAAUUCUGGAUUUAGUCAUCUGACUAUCAGUCAUUUCCAAUUUUAGUCCUUAACUUUUAAAGCUACCAAAUUUAGUCAAGUAUUAAAUCCAAAUUUGGUAGCUUUAAAAGUCAAAGACUAAAAUUGGAUAAUGAGUGAUAGUCGGAGGAUUAAAUUUAGAAUUAACUCAACAACAGUAUAUGGUGAGAGACUACCAUCUUUCUUCCCAAUUUAGAAUUUUUGAGCCCCUCACUUUGAGAGGUUGCUCCCACACUAUCGCUGGUAAGACUCGAUCCCUUAUCCUUUUUUCCAAACUUCACUUCUGUGACUAACUGAGAGAUAACCAUCUUUCUAUGGUCACCGUGAGUCCGUGAGGUUAUUAUGUUCAUUGGUUUUGUAAGACUCUUAUCUUGUAUUUAGCUAAUAAAGGAAAUUGGGAAUAAAUCAUAUAUGUAAACUUGCUAAAUUGAAUAAUUCUCUAUUUUUCUUUCUCCCA
Ipomoea triloba (trilobed morning glory) is the source of this 2529-nucleotide messenger RNA. RefSeq names its product probable trehalase. Gene Ontology annotation, biological process: trehalose catabolic process. NCBI's taxonomy places the organism in Eukaryota, Viridiplantae, Streptophyta, Magnoliopsida, Solanales, Convolvulaceae. The transcript is spliced from 12 exons. The record is from RefSeq and is a predicted model, not a curated record. Bases 313 to 2031 code for a protein of 572 amino acids. Gene Ontology annotation, molecular function: alpha,alpha-trehalase activity.